UGUUGGGCUGUGAAUGAACGGCUGGUUUGGGUGACGGCGUGAGCGCGAGCGAGCGAAGGAGCGCGCUCCACUGAGAGCGAGCGAACGAGCGAGCGAGAGCAGGAGAGGGCGCGAGUGAGCGGGCCAUGGCCGGAGCUCAGUGACUGACUGACUGACAAUAGAAACCAGCGAGAGCUGCAGAAACGCCCGCAGUCCCAGGAACAGAAGCGGAAGGCCGCAGCCGCAAAACAGAACGCCGCCUCUCGUUAGAUUUCGCCGAGCCUCCUUCUUCCUCUCCUCCUCCUCCUCCUCUUCGCACCCCGCAGGCAGCUCGGGCCGUGCUCGCUUGGCGCCCCUCCUUUCCCCAGGCCGACUCGCCGGGAAUGUGAGAGAAGCAGCCGCGGAGAAGGAGGAGGAGGAGGCCUGGCAAGCGGCGGUCGGCUCGUCAGGAGGAGGAGGAGAAAGGCAGGAGAGGCCCCGGCCCGGAGCGUUGCAUGGGACCGAGUGGAAGCUGCUGCUGUUGCUGCUGCUGCCGCCGCCGCCGCCUCCGAUCCUGACUCCGCCGCUAACGUCGUUUUGCGCUGGGGAGGCCGACGAGGCCUACCAGGCUGCGGCUGCUGCUUCUGCGGCAGGGAGCGCACCGCAGAAAGAGAGAGGGAGGGAGAGACACGCGCCGACGAGGCUUGCCGCCUUCGCUUCAACCAGGGAUCGACUUCAUCCUUUUCUCUCCUUUUCUUGUCUCCGGAUUCUCUACCAGGAGGGAUCAAGUAGGGAUAUGUCCUCAGCACCAACCACUCCUCCAUCAGUGGAUAAAGUAGACGGAUUUUCUCGGAAGUCCGUCAGAAAAGCUAGGCAGAAGAGGUCGCAAAGUUCCUCCCAGUUUCGGUCUCAGGGCAAGCCUAUUGAGUUAACUCCACUGCCUCUGCUAAAAGACGUUCCAUCUUCAGAUCAACCUGAAUUGUUUCUAAAGAAACUUCAGCAGUGCUGUGUAAUUUUUGACUUCAUGGACACACUAUCAGAUCUUAAAAUGAAAGAAUACAAACGUUCAACUCUUAAUGAACUUGUGGAUUACAUUACAAUAAGCAGAGGGUGUUUGACUGAGCAGACUUACCCUGAAGUAGUUAGAAUGGUUUCUUGCAAUAUAUUCCGAACACUUCCUCCAAGUGAUAGCAAUGAGUUUGAUCCAGAAGAAGAUGAACCCACUCUUGAAGCAUCAUGGCCACAUUUACAGCUUGUAUAUGAAUUUUUCAUACGAUUUUUGGAAAGCCAAGAAUUUCAGCCCAGCAUUGCCAAAAAGUAUAUAGAUCAAAAAUUUGUAUUACAGCUUUUGGAGCUAUUUGACAGUGAAGAUCCUCGGGAACGGGACUAUUUAAAAACAGUCUUACACAGAAUUUAUGGCAAGUUCCUUGGUCUUAGAGCAUUUAUCAGAAAACAGAUUAAUAAUAUUUUUUUACGGUUUGUUUAUGAAACUGAACACUUCAAUGGUGUGGCUGAACUGCUGGAAAUAUUAGGAAGUAUUAUCAAUGGCUUUGCUUUACCUCUUAAAGCAGAGCAUAAACAGUUUUUGGUGAAAGUAUUGAUCCCUCUACAUACUGUUAGAAGUCUAUCGCUGUUCCAUGCACAGCUGGCGUAUUGCAUUGUGCAGUUUCUAGAGAAAGACCCUUCACUCACAGAACCUGUCAUUAGAGGUUUAAUGAAAUUCUGGCCGAAAACUUGCAGUCAAAAAGAGGUCAUGUUCCUUGGAGAGCUGGAAGAAAUAUUGGAUGUGAUUGAACCUUCACAGUUUGUCAAAAUUCAGGAACCCUUAUUUAAACAAUUAGCUAAAUGUGUCUCUAGCCCUCAUUUUCAGGUGGCUGAAAGAGCACUUUACUAUUGGAAUAAUGAAUACAUAAUGAGUUUGAUAGAGGAGAAUUCCAAUGUAAUACUUCCUAUCAUGUUUUCCAGUCUAUACAGGAUUUCUAAAGAACACUGGAAUCCGGCUAUUGUGGCAUUAGUAUACAAUGUGCUGAAGGCAUUUAUGGAAAUGAAUAGUGCCAUGUUUGAUGAGCUCACAGCAACUUACAAGUCAGAUCGCCAGCGCUUAUCCAAAGCAGCAGGUGAAACUAAUGAGGAAACUUCGGGAACUCUGGGCAGUUUGCGACUUGGUGAAAGUCGUUUCUUUUGUGAGACUUGGGGUUCCCACAAGCAAAGCGAAGGGUACUGUAUGUCAUCAAGCCUUGUUAGUGAGAAGAAAAAAGAGAAAGAACGUGAAGAACUAUGGAAGAAACUGGAAGAUUUAGAACUGAAAAGAGGUCUUAGACGUGAUGGAAUAAUUCCAACUUAACAAAAAGAAACAAAGCAGCAUUAAUUAACCUGUGGAGUCACACAUGUAUGUAGUAGAAGAUGGAGCAACAGUUUCUGUAUUGUGCAACUUUACAGUAGAUUUCACAUUUGUUUCAUUAUUACAACAGCACUGUAUAUAUCUGUCUCUAAGUAAAAAAAAAUAAGGACUUCAAUCCAAAGUUUGGACAACAGAUGGACUUUUCAGAACUUUAAAAAAAAUCAUUGUUUUAACCCUUUAAACCAGUCUUCAAAAGAUCUGUUGAUGAAAAUUGCUAUGUCCAAAUUCCAUUGUCAGGACCUGUUCCUUAUUUAUCAUUAGCAGAGAGUGAUACAACUUCAAAUGUGAACAAUCUUAAAUUUAGCUUGUGUUUCUGCUAAACUGUUAAAUGUAUUUAUAGUAAAAGAGAAAAAAGAUUGUCAUUUUCUUAUGAGUUUGUGUAACAUCUU
Molecule: messenger RNA, 2748 nt
Organism: Pseudonaja textilis
Lineage: Eukaryota; Metazoa; Chordata; Lepidosauria; Squamata; Elapidae
Gene: PPP2R5E
Product: protein phosphatase 2 regulatory subunit B'epsilon
Biological process (GO): protein dephosphorylation; signal transduction
Cellular component (GO): cytosol; nucleus; protein phosphatase type 2A complex
Molecular function (GO): protein phosphatase activator activity
Source: RefSeq, a predicted model, not a curated record